AUGUCUGAGGCUCGAGUUGUGGUGGUGACGAAUUUGAAACCGUCAAAGAUGAGAGGAGUCAAAUCUGAAGCGAUGCUACUCGCUGCUGAAAAAGAAGUUAACAAUAUUUCAAAUGUGUCAUUGAUAACUCCCCACGAGAACACUCCCAUUGGGAGCGCAUUACAUUUCAAAGGUUUUGAUUCGAUUGAAAAAGCUCCUCGUCUAAAGUCGCAACUUUGGCAGGAACUCCAGUCCAAGCUUCGCACCUCCGAAAACGGCACAGUGGUGUUUGACAACGACCAUCCACUAGUGGACGAGCAUGGCAACCCAGCAACAAGUGUACCCAAUGCUGGUGUACGUUGA
Molecule: messenger RNA, 342 nt
Organism: Meyerozyma guilliermondii ATCC 6260
Lineage: Eukaryota; Fungi; Ascomycota; Pichiomycetes; Serinales; Debaryomycetaceae
Exons: 1
Coding region: 1-342 (113 amino acids)
Molecular function (GO): tRNA binding
Source: RefSeq, a predicted model, not a curated record